Molecule: messenger RNA, 258 nt
Organism: Clonostachys rhizophaga
Lineage: Eukaryota; Fungi; Ascomycota; Sordariomycetes; Hypocreales; Bionectriaceae
Source: the annotation of a GenBank genome assembly
AUGGCAGACGAACUCGCCGGAAAAAAUCUGGUCGGGGCCGUAGCUAUCGGUAAAGGGGCUGCAGAAAAGUGUAUGGAGGUCCUAGUCAAGUGCAAAGCAGAACGGAAGCACGUGGCUAUAGCUACGUUCCCGGUGCCAGAUCAAGAGCCAAGAUUUUUACCAGUAUUUCAAAUCAUGGCUUCCUUUAUAACCUGGACCGAGGCUGUGGAUACGCUGAGAAGAGGAGUUUCUGCUAAAAAACUGGUUGUUACUCUUUGA